Molecule: messenger RNA, 1148 nt
Organism: Penicillium brasilianum
Lineage: Eukaryota; Fungi; Ascomycota; Eurotiomycetes; Eurotiales; Aspergillaceae
Source: the annotation of a GenBank genome assembly
CUGGGUCCGGCUUGUUCACGAUGCAUUUCCACGCUACCUGGAUCGGUCUACUCACUGCUCUCCCCUCGGUCUGGGGCUUCGGGCCAAUCGACGAUACCGAGACUGCCGGUUUCUACCCCAAUGAUGCGCCCUCUGUGAAGGUCGAGACGUUGUUUCAAUUCCCCAACAAUGGCUCGUGGAUCGACAACUUAGCUUUACGCUCUGACGGGAGUGUCCUCCUCACACGCUUGGAUACGCCCGAAGUCUGGUCGGUAGAUACUACCACCGGAAAUGCGACACUGGUUCACUCGUUCGCGAAUGCGACCAGCUGCUUUGGAAUCAGCGAGAUUGAUGAUGAUGUCUUUGCCGUCGUCGUGGGCAACUUCUCCACGUCGACGUACCAGCCGACCCCUGGGUCCUUUUCAGUUCAACAGCUGGACUUUAAGAAUGUUCAGUCGACCAACAACGAGGAGGGAACCCAGUUGGCCUCGGUCUCCCACAUUGCUGCUCUCCCAGAGGCCCAAGCUUUGAAUGGCAUGGCCACCUUCACCAAGGAGUCGCAUCUGGUGUUGAUCGCGGACAGCCCCAAGGGCGUGGCGUGGAAGCUCGACACCCAGACCGGUGAAUACUCCAUAGCUCUCAAUGAUACCACCAUGCUCCCUGCCGAGGGCCAGGCUCUGCCACUAGGCAUCAAUGGCCUUAAACUGGUGGAUGACUAUAUCUACUACUCGAGCACGACCCGCAUGCAGUUCGGCCGUGUCAGGGUCAAUCAGGAUGCAUCCCCGGCCGGCGACUACGAGAUCAUCGCCAGUGGAUUCCUCCCGGAUAACCUGGACGUGGCCCCGGAUGGCACUGCAUACAUUGCGACUGAUCCGCAGAACUCGGUUGUUCGCAUCACGCCGUACGGUCAGAUAUCUCUCGUGGCUGGUGGUCAGCUUUCCACUCAGAUGCCGGGUCCUACCUCCUGCCGGUUGACCGAUGAUGGCAAGACGCUGUACGUCGGUACGAGUGGAGGUCAAGUUGCUCCCGUGCUGGGUACGUUCAUGGAGCCUGCCAAGGUGGUGAAGAUUACGUUUGAGUAGAUUGGUUAUGUAGAUACAGAGGGGUUAGAUUGAUGGGUGUCACAUGUAUAAGUGAGCAAUAAUGUCAGCUUAGGAAGUGAUGCAGUC